UCUACAAAAUUGUGAGUUUGCAGUUUCAUAAAUGAAGCCAAGGAGGUGUUCCUGUUUGCCCAAAAACAUAACAUUUGGUCUUAGUUCCAAAACUAGCCACAGCUGAAAUUUGGCAUACAUAUCCUAUCUACACCAAUACAUGCAAAAACUCCUACUCGAGUGAUUUCAACCUUUGGAGAAUCAAUUUGUUAUGAAACAGAGAUACUUUCUCACUCAUAUCUGCAGGCUGGCUGGCUGAACACACCAUCAGGAAUUCUUUCACACAUCACUGGGUAAAAGGUGACAUGGGAUCCUACGAGUAAAGAAAGGUAAAGAAAAUCUACAAAUGCCAUCAGCAGGGCACUCUAGAGUCACAGAAGAGGUGUAAUACACCUGCAGGGUAUCGUAAAACCAGGGUCAAAUCGUUAUGUUGUAUAAAGUCUUUCUGGAUGACCUAUGUUUCCCAUAGCGCCAACAGUUUGAUAUCAAGUAGGUCGAGUUUGUCCAAGGGGAUUUAUGGUAAGGGCAAGCACACCGACUUGCAGUAGCUUAAGUGUGCUUGAUCUAAGCAAAGUUUAAUUACUGUGUCGACUAAUUAAUGUCCCCAAGACGUUUGGUACAGUAACGUCAUUAGGGGACGCGGGAAAUCUCUCGAAAUCAUUAUAUGAAGCUAUUGCUUUCUCUAUGAUUAAUGCACAUACUAUCAGCUAUAAUUAGGAAGCGUAGAUUAGAUAGUUCGUUCUGCUCUUAAUGUUACAUUUAAUAUCUUCCCAAACAUGGUAUACAACAUGUUCAAAUCCUCUAAGAACAUUUCAUAUUUAACUGGAGGUAAUUUUAAAUUAUAAGGGACUUCGAUGAAUGUAAAGCUAAUCUGCUCGUCAAAAUAUCGUGAGAGCUGCCUGGUUCAAUGCCGUCCGAUGUAAUUUGUACGGAGGCGUGCUACCUCCUGCGGCCGUUGGUGCCUCUCCGCACAGUGCUCCAGUGUGGUGGGGCAGAAGGACUGCUAGUCGAAGUGGUGAGGUUGCAGUCAGAACAGUGUCUUUACGGAGUACGAACAGGACAGCGACAGUCUGCCGUGUAGGUGUGUCUUUCAAAUUUCCAUGCAGAAUUCGUAUUCAAAUGUUCUCAGCUGUGAGAUGGCGUGAAAGAGCCGCGCGUAACGGACGCGCCAGUGAGCCGACGCGCGCACUUCAUUCCUCAGUGAGGAGGGAAAAGGCACAACUCUCCUCUCGGCAUCCCGCUCGUUCAAACAUGGAUUUAGGGUUUACAAGGCGCAGUGGAACAUUCUUAUGGCUGUCUCUUCUUCUUUGCUGUAUCGGCGGGACAUUAAGCAAAGAAAGCUGUGAUGGAUCUCUGGUGUCUCAUCUCCCUCCGUCAGCCUUCAGUAGCUCCUCUCAGUUGUCCAGCAGCCAUGGACCAGGCUUUGCCAAACUCAACCGGAGAGACGGUGCUGGAGGCUGGUCACCAAUGGAGUCCAAUAAAUACCAAUGGCUCGAGAUUAACCUUGGGGAGCGAACGGAAAUCACAGCUAUCGCCACACAGGGUCGCUACGGGAGUUCAGAUUGGGUCACCGGUUAUCAGCUCAUGUUCAGUGACACGGGACAUAACUGGAGACAGUAUCGACAGGAAGACAGCAUCGGAGUGUUUUCUGGAAACACAAAUGCUGACGGUGUAGUGCCAUUCAAACUGCAUCAGCCCAUGUUCGCUCGGCACCUAAGAGUUGUCCCUCUGGACUGGAACCCAAAUGGAAGAAUUGGAUUAAGACUGGAAGCAUAUGGCUGCCAGUACAAGUCUGAUGUGAUGCAGUUUGAUGGGAGCAGCUCAUUGGUCUACAAGUUUAGUCCAAACUCCAGUCAACCAACCAAAGACAAGCUUUCCCUGAAGUUUAAAACCUUGAUCAACUCAGGCAAUCUCCUCCAUAUGGAAGCAAUGCACGGCCAGAGCCUAACAGUGGAACUACUCAAGGGAAAACUUUUAUUUCACCUCAGAAAAGGCAAACGUCCGUCUCCUGACUUUCACGCCUCCAUGUCGCUCGGGAGCCUCCUGGACGACCAGCACUGGCACUCGGUCACGAUCGAGCGUGUUAGCAGGCACCUCAACUUCACUGUGGACAAAAGCACACAGCAGCUCCAAGUCCCUGGCCACCUGAGUCUGUCUGACAUUAGCGAGAUUAGCUUCGGUGGAGUGUCAGGUCCUUCAGCAUCGAGAACUCUCUCCAGGAAGAACUUCCGCGGUUGCAUGGAGAAUGUGCUGUACAAUGAUAUGAACAUCGUCCACCUGGCCCAAGAAGGACGCCACGUCUCCAUAACGGGAGCUGUCUCAUUCACCUGCUCCGAGCCCGUAGAUGUGCCAGUAACUUUCUCGAGCGCCGGAAGCUUCCUCCAGCUUCCCCUGAGCAUGCCCAGCGAUGAACUCUCCAUCAGCCUAGAGUUCAGGACGUGGAACAAGGCUGGCCUUCUCCUGACCUUUGACCUCCAGCAGCAGGCCGGGAGCACCUGGCUGUAUCUGAGUGAGGCACAAGUCAGGCUGCAGAUCCACAAGGCUGGACGGGUCCUGGUGAACAUCAUUGCAGGUUCGGGCCUGAAUGACGGCCAGUGGCACACGGUGUAUCUGAGUGGCAGGAGGGGUCGUCUCAGCGUCACGGUGGACGGAGAGGACGGCAGCACAGCGCAGGCCAACCCCUCCUUCCCUGUCGUCCCAGAGAACCAGCUCUACUUUGGAGGUUGCCCAGAAGAAGAGAAACUGGCCAAUCACAGAUGCAGAAACCCAUUCAGUGUUUUCCAAGGAUGCAUGAGGCUCAUCCGCACAGGCGACCAGGAGGUGGACUUAAUCAAGGUGCAGCAGAUGUCCCUCGGAAACUUCAGCGAUCUGCAAAUGGACAUGUGUGGAAUCAUUGAUCGGUGCUCUAUCAGCUAUUGUGAACAUGGAGGGAAAUGCACGCAGUCUUGGAAUACCUUCCACUGCAACUGCUCCCACACAGGAUACAAAGGAGCCACCUGCCACAGCUCCAUUUAUGAGCAGUCCUGUGAGGCUUACAAGCACAAGGGAAACACUUCAGAGUUUUACCACAUCGAUGUUGAUGGGAGUGGCCCUAUCAACCCACAGAGAAUCUACUGCAAUAUGACAGAUAAAACAUGGAUGGUGAUCCAACACAAUAACACAGAGCUAACCAAAUUAAAAUCGUCCUCUGGGAUAAAUCAGCAUUUAGCCUACUUUAACUAUCCCGCCGACGCGGAACAGCUUCGGGCGAUAAUUACCAAGGCUGAGCACUGCGAGCAGGAACUUUCCUACCACUGCAAAAAGUCACGCCUCUUAAACACACCUGUGGGUGCUCCGUACACGUGGUGGAUGGACGGGGCCGGGGAGGCGCAGACCUACUGGGGCGGCGCUUCGCCAGGUAGCCAGCAGUGCGCCUGUGGCCUGCGGGAGAACUGCGUCAAUUCCGAGCACUCGUGCAACUGCGAUGCCGAUGGAGUCGAUUGGGCUAAUGACACAGGCCGUCUCUCUCAUAAGGAGCAUUUACCUGUGCGGGGCAUCGCUGUCGGGGACUUGAGCAGACCUGGCUCAGAGGCUGCGUACCGAGUGGGAGCCCUGCAGUGCUACGGUGACUUGAACUUCUGGAACUCUGCCUACUUCAACAAAGAGACGUCGUACCUGCACUUCCCCACCUUUCACGGCGAGCUGAGCGCCGACAUCUCCUUCCUGUUCAAGACCAGCGCUGCCUCUGGCGUGUUUCUGGAGAACCUGGGCAUCAAAGACUUCAUUCGGAUCGAACUAAGCUCCCCAAUUGAGGUGGUGUUCUCCUAUGACGUGGGCAACGGACCGGUGGAAGUUCGGGUGGAGUCUCCCACCCCACUGAAUGACGACCGCUGGCACAUCGUGCGCGCCGAACGCAACGUGAAGGAGGCCUCCCUGCACGUGGACCUGCUGCCCGGGGCCACACGGAGAGCGCCCCCCGAUGGUCACCUCCACCUGCAGCUCAACAGCCAAUUAUUUGUAGGGGGCACAGCAUCGAGGCAGAAGGGUUUCCUGGGCUGCAUCCGCUCCCUGCAGCUGAACGGGAGGACGCUGGACCUGGAGGAGCGGGCGAAGAUCACCCCCGGCGUGCGGCCAGGCUGCCCGGGACACUGCAGCAGCUACGGGGACCUGUGCCAGAACCGCGGCCGGUGCGUGGAGAGGUACACGGGCUUCACCUGCGACUGCGGCCUCUCAGCUCACACCGGAGCCUUCUGCCAGAAAGAGGUGGCAGCCUAUUUCAAGUCCAGCACGUCGGUCUCCUACACGUUCAAGGAGCCGUACGAGCUGAACAGGAACAGCAGCAUCCAGGCGUCGUCCAUCUACUCGGACAUGACCCUGAGGGGCGAGAACAUCUCCCUGGGCUUCCGCACUACCCAGGCCCCUGCCCUGCUGCUCUAUGUGGGCUCCUACUACCGCGAGUACCUCGCCGUCCUGCUCAACCGAAACGGACAUCUAGAUGUCAAGUACAAACUGGAGAGUAACAGGGAGGUGGAAGUGUUCAAGCCCAGCACGAGAAACCUGGCCAAUGGACAGCUUCACACUGUGUCCAUCAGAAGACAGGCAGAAAACCUCUACAUCCAGGUUGACCAGAAUGAACAGGAGGACUUCAACAUAACGUCAGACGUCGAAUUCAACGCCAUCAAGUCGGUGAUGCUGGGAAAGGUGCACGACUCAGGUGAGCUGGACCCAGAGAUAGUGCGGCUGAACGCUGUGGGCUUCACCGGUUGCCUGUCUGUGGUCCAGUUUAACUCUAUCGCCCCUCUGAAGGCCGCUCUGCUCUACCCCGCCACCAGCCCUGUCGUUGUCACUGGGCCCCUGAAGGAGUCCACCUGUGGUUCCUCUACACCUAGUCACCCCCAUGCCCCAGAGACUACCCACUCACUCACAGAUCACUUUGGCACAGUAGGCACUGGUGAGCCUGUAGUCAAUGCAAUCAGCAGUGAUUCGGCAUUGAUUGGAGGUGUAAUCGGCGUGGUGAUAUUUGUCAUCUUGGCGGCGCUGGCCGUCAUGGGUAGGUGUCUGUACAGACGGAAAGAGACGUUUCAGACCCAGCCGCCGCCAAAGGGAGGCAAGACCGAGGACAGUCCCGAAUUCCCCUUCAACAACGAAGCCAACACGCAGUACGUGCUGAGAGAAAACCAGAGGGAGCACUUCAUAUGAACCCCCUCUCCACCCUUACCCCCGCCCCCCCACCCUUCUUUGUGUUGGACUAAUCCUGAAAAAAAAGAAAAACCUGAGGACACGAGGCAAGCCUUGCAAAGAGCCCAGAGACAUUAACAUUCGUGGAGCAUUUUUGCAUAAAACCUGCAGGAACUGUCAACAGUUGGCAAUUAAAUGUGAAGACGCAGAAGCAGAGGCAGGUAACGAGAGAGGUGUGUGAACAGAUUGCCCAUACAAAUGAUUUUCUAUUUUAAUUUUGUACAUACAUAUGAGUACGGUAACUUUUUUUGGCACAGUUCUGUGGCUUGAGUUUCUAAGAUGUGUGUGUGUGGAAAAUGUCAGAAAUUGUAAAUAGCCUUCAAAGAUAUACAUGUCUAUAAUACCUUUAUAACGAUUACCCCUCCUCUCUCUCUCUCCUUAAAGUGCACAGUGUUUGGCACAUCUUGCAAGCACACUUGACACACGGUACACAUGCAUAUACAGACGUUGUGAUAUUGAAAUAAAUGUUUGAAGUGA
This is a messenger RNA of Clupea harengus (Atlantic herring), 5673 nucleotides long. RefSeq names its product contactin associated protein family member 3 (gene cntnap3). Lineage: Eukaryota; Metazoa; Chordata; Actinopteri; Clupeiformes; Clupeidae. The record is from RefSeq and is a predicted model, not a curated record.